Messenger RNA from Arabidopsis arenosa, 1410 nucleotides. The record is from the annotation of a GenBank genome assembly. Lineage: Eukaryota; Viridiplantae; Streptophyta; Magnoliopsida; Brassicales; Brassicaceae.
GUACCCAUGGUUUGGUUUUGGUCAUAUGAUUCCAUAUCUUCAUCUAGCCAACAAACUAGCUGAGAAAGGUCAUACCAUCACUUUCUUCCUUCCCAAGAAAGCUCAUAAGCAGCUCCAACCUCUCAAUCUGUUCCCAGACAGUAUUGUCUUGGAGCCUCUUUCUCUCCCUCCUGUCGAUGGUCUCCCUUUUGGCGCCGAGACAGCCUCGGAUCUCCCAAACUCAACUAAGAAACCCAUUUUCCUUGCCAUGGAUCUCCUACGCGAUCAGAUCGAAGCUAAGGUCCGUGCUUUGAAACCAGAUCUAAUCUUUUUCGAUUUUGUUCAUUGGGUUCCAGAAAUGGCAAAAGAGUUUGGAAUAAAGGGUGUCAAUUACCAGAUUAUAUCAGCAGCUUGUGUAGCUAUGGUUCUUGCACCUAGUGCUGAAUUAGGGUUUCCUCCGCCGGGUUAUCCUUUAUCCAAAGUAGCGUUACGUGGACAUGACGCUAACGUCUGUUCUCUCUUCGCGAAUUCCCAUGAGCUUUUUGGUCUGAUUACCAAAGGCCUUAGGAACUGUGACGUCAUUUCCAUAAGGACUUGCGUGGAACUUGAAGGUAAACUAUGCGGUUUCAUCGAAAGAGAAUGUCAAAAGAAACUUCUCUUAACCGGUCCAAUGCUCCCUGAACCUCAAAAUAAGAGUGGUAAACCUCUGGAAGACCGAUGGAAUCAUUGGUUAAACGGAUUUGAACCAUGCUCGGUAGUGUUUUGUGCGUUUGGCACUCAAUUCUUUUUCGAGAAGGAUCAAUUUCAAGAAUUCUGUUUAGGAAUGGAGCUAACGGGUCUACCGUUUUUAAUAGCGGUUAUGCCGCCAAAAGGCUCAUCAACGGUUCAAGAAGCGUUACCAGAAGGAUUUGAAGAACGGGUUAAAGGGCGUGGAAUCGUUUGGGAAGGAUGGGUGGAACAACCUUUGAUAUUGUCUCAUCCAUCAGUAGGUUGCUUUGUGAACCACUGUGGGUUCGGUUCAAUGUGGGAGUCUUUGGUUAGUGAUUGCCAGAUUGUGUUUAUCCCACAAUUGGCUGAUCAAGUUCUCAUCACAAGAUUGUUGACCGAAGAACUCGAAGUCUCAGUGAAGGUGCAGAGAGAAGAUUCUGGAUGGUUCUCGAAGGAGAACUUGAGGGAUACGGUUAAAUCUGUGAUGGAUAGAGACAGUGAGAUUGGGAACUUGGUGAAGAGGAAUCAUAAGAAAUUGAAAGAGACUUUGGUUAGUCCUGGAUUGUUGAGUGGUUAUGCUGAUAAGUUUGUAGAAGCAUUGGAGAAUGAAGUCAACAACACAAAAUCUUCUUGAAUUGAAAUACUUUGAAUGUUCCAAAAUAAUGUCGUUUUACAUUCUGAAAUUUAGAUAUAAAGUCUUACUAAGAAAUGAGGGAUCUCACA